Molecule: messenger RNA, 1932 nt
Organism: Rhagoletis zephyria (snowberry fruit fly)
Lineage: Eukaryota; Metazoa; Arthropoda; Insecta; Diptera; Tephritidae
Biological process (GO): sodium ion transmembrane transport
Cellular component (GO): plasma membrane
Molecular function (GO): ligand-gated sodium channel activity
Source: RefSeq, a predicted model, not a curated record
GCGCUUUUAUACCACGCAAGGAGUACGUGAAAUUCCGAAAACUCAUUACCUCAAAACUAAACCAAAAUUGAAAAAUUCUCCAUUUCUUCAGCUGUGUCAGACGCAUCAACUCGAAAGUUAUAAAAGCGAAAUUGGAUUGAGUCAUACCCAGCAGCCUAUUGAAAAUCACAGCGCGCUUAAGCCCAUCAACCAAUACACAAUCUCAGUUAUGAUUCGCUCACGCAAUAGUAUACGCAACUCUAGCCAAAGCAGCAACAACACAAACAACAAAUUCUCCAGCGACAAUAACACUUACUUGGGUAACUUAUAUGACGACACCUAUGCGCGAUAUUCGCAAUCAAGUGAACACUCUACAAAUGCAAACUCGUUGACCAACUCAACAUUCUCCCUGCUAGAACACCAAAAACCAUUCGAACGUAGCCCAUGCCCUUUAGUGAAAGCAACAGCAAAGCCGAAAGCAGCUGCAUCUGAUCAUAGCCAUCGCCAACCAUGGCGACAAUCUAAGAGCGUAGCAUACCAACCAGCACGGCCAGCCUUCGUUACGCCUGGCUCAGGACAAAAGCUGUCAUAUCAUUCUAAAUUACAGUAUCCUGGCGCUGUUCCACUUUCAUAUGUGGCGAGUCGCCCUAUGCAUGGCGCGGCAAAAGAUGUAGAUAUUGCUACGAAGGCGUUACAGACGCAGCACCAGCAGCAAUUAGUAGCAGGAGCAAAAUUUCAUUCAACGGCUAACAGUGUGCGAUGCAUGCGUCGACCGCGGCUAUGGAUGCCGACAGCGUUAAAGCGGAUUUUACGCGCAAAGAAGCGUACGCACAACGGAAAAGUGGGUAUUUGGAGCAAAGGACGUGCUUUCGUUUUUGAGUUUCUGCAAGGUUCCUCCAUACAUGGUUUCAUAUAUUUGGCAAAAAUCGGUCUCAGUUUUGUUGAGAGAAUGAUUUGGUUCGCCUUUAUCUGCGUUGCUCUCUUUGCUAUCAUUUCGCUGAGUAAACGAACUUGGGUACGUUUUCAAACCUCACCUAUGGUCAUAUCGAUGGAUCGCAACAAGUUAGUGUGGAAUACGAGCUUUCCUUCGCUCACCGUAUGUCCUCACAAGCGCAUCGAUGAACUGAAAGUCGAGGAGUAUAUGGACACUCAUCCAGAAACCUUCGAAUCGGUAGAAGAUCGGGAGGACUUUCGCAUAUUCAUCGAUAAAUUGGCACGUCUCACUUAUGAGAACAUCGAAACAUUGCCGCGUAAUAAAUCUUUUGGCAUACCGGGCAACAAGUAUCUGGAUUUGCUGUACGAACUCAAGUGGAACUUCGAGCCGGAAAUGAGUAGUGGCGCCGCCGUACAAAUGUUUAUCUAUGAAACACUCACUGAGUUUGGCAUUUGUCAUUCGGUUAACUCGCUGGUGGCGCGCUACAAUUCUUAUGAAUAUUGGAAAGGCAACGAUUGGAACUUCUUAGAGCAUGGCGAUCGCGUCACCGUUCAUCCGCUCGAUGGUGAAAUUUAUGCGCAAAUUAUAAAUCUCUCCACUGCAUAUGAUGUCUACUUCCACGGCGCAGGCGAUAUACCGAACAUUUCCAAACAGCGCUAUACAUUUCCGGAAAGUGAUUACACAACAGUGGAGCUAAUAGCGCUGGAGAUCUAUACAGCAGAGGAGGCGCGAGCCUUCACCACCACCCAACGCAAAUGUCGCUAUCAAUACGAGGCUGAGGAAAUGCAAACGGCGCCCAUCUACAGUUUUGGUCUCUGUCUGGCUGAGUGCCGCAUGUUUUUCGCGCUAAAAGUUUGUGGCUGCGUGCCACAUUUCUAUCGUAAUCAUUUUAUCUGCAUUGCGUUGUACAACGAGAAUUUUCCGCAAAAACCUGUGAAUAUAGCCAAUUAUUUCGCCAUUGCAACGAUUUGGCGCCAACACUGUGGCGUCAUUCUCUAGCAGCGUCAUUUUGUUGAUAC